Molecule: messenger RNA, 2700 nt
Organism: Glycine soja
Lineage: Eukaryota; Viridiplantae; Streptophyta; Magnoliopsida; Fabales; Fabaceae
Product: putative receptor-like protein kinase At4g00960
Exons: 7
Coding region: 24-2015 (663 amino acids)
Biological process (GO): protein phosphorylation
Molecular function (GO): ATP binding; protein kinase activity
Source: RefSeq, a predicted model, not a curated record
UCAUUCCCAGAGGACAAUUUAUAAUGUCUACUAUUUCUGGUAUGCCGCUUUUCUUUCUUUGUUGCUUGUAUCUAAUAAUAGUAAUAUGUGAAGCCAGCUUCGGACCAAGUUAUGAAAACUCCAAAUACUGUAAUAACAGUAAUGGAAACUACACAGCCAAUAGCAUCUACCAAACCAACCUCAAUACCCUCUUAUCCACCCUCACUUCCCACACAGAAAUCGACUAUGGUUUCUACAAUUUCUCGCAUGGCCAAAACUCAGACAAAGUAUACGCAAUAGGGUUAUGCAGAGGAGAUGUUAAGCCAGACGAAUGUCGCAGCUGCCUCAACAAUUCUAGAGUGAGUCUCACACGGUUGUGUCCAAAGCAAUUCGAGGCAAUCAAGUGGGAAGAGAAGUGCAUGUUGCGCUACUCCAACCGCGCAAUUUUUCACACCAUGGAUGCUUCUUAUUCGUAUCCUAUGAGCAACAUAAACAAUGCAACGGAUGCGGAAGAGUUCAAUAAAGUGUUGGGUGAGUUACUUAGAAAUCUGAGUGACAAAGCUGCAUCAGGUGACUCUCGGCGCAAGUAUGCCGCGGAUACUGCAGUCUUUGCGAAUCUCCAAACCAUAUACGGUCUUGUGCAGUGUACGCCUGAUUUGUCAAGGCAAGACUGCGGUGACUGCUUGCAUUGGAGUUUGGCAGAUUUCGGAAAUGUUUUCAAAAACAAAGUUGGUGCUGUAGUGCUUAGACCAAGUUGUAAUGUUAGAUAUGAAAUCUACCCCUUCUACGAUGAACCUACACCAUCAGCAUCGGUACCACUUUCCCUAAAAGAAAAGGGCAACUCACUGCGAACUACAAUCGCCAUAGUUGUGCCUACCGUUCUCGUUGUUGUUGCUUUGCUCAUUUUCAUUAGCAUAUAUUUUAGGAGGAGGAAAUUAGCAAGGAAAAAUCUUCUCGCUGAUGAAGACGAUGAUGAAAUUGAAUUGGCUGAAUCAUUGCAAUUCAACUUGGACACAAUAAAAGUUGCAACAAAUAACUUCUCUGACUCUAAUAAACUCGGAGAAGGUGGGUUUGGAGCUGUUUACCAGGGCAGGCUCUCUAAUGGACAAGUGAUUGCUGUCAAAAGGUUGUCAAGCGAUUCUGGCCAAGGUGGCGUGGAAUUUAAGAAUGAAGUCCUUUUACUGGCCAAGCUUCAGCACCGAAAUUUAGUUAGGCUACUUGGUUUUAGUUUGGAAGGGAAAGAAAAGCUACUUGUUUAUGAAUUUGUUCCAAAUAAAAGCCUUGAUUACUUCAUAUUUGAUCCAACAAAGAAAGCACGACUGGAUUGGGAUAGACGAUACAAAAUCAUUCGAGGUAUUGCUCGAGGUCUUCUUUAUCUUCACGAGGAUUCACGAUUGCGCAUUAUACAUCGUGAUCUCAAAGCAAGCAAUGUUCUCUUAGAUGAAGAGAUGAUUCCUAAAAUAUCAGAUUUUGGUAUGGCAAGACUGAUUGUUGCAGGUCAAACACAAGAAAAUACAAGUCGAGUUGUUGGAACCUAUGGAUAUAUGGCACCAGAAUAUAUAAUGCAUGGACAAUUUUCAAUAAAAUCAGAUGUCUUCAGUUUUGGUGUACUAGUUCUUGAGAUUGUAAGUGGCCAAAAAAACCAUGGUAUUCGUCAUGGGGAGAAUGUGGAAGAUCUACUAAACUUUGCAUGGAGAAGCUGGCAAGAGGGGACAGUUACAAAUAUUAUAGAUCCAAUAUUAAACAAUAGUUCACAGAAUGAAAUGAUAAGAUGCACCCACAUUGGUUUACUCUGUGUUCAAGAAAAUCUAGCCAACAGACCAACCAUGGCUAACGUUGCACUCAUGCUAAAUAGUUGUUCUAUCACUCUCCCAGUGCCUACAAAACCUGCUUUUUUUAUGGAUAGUGCAACUACAAGCCUUCCAAACAUGUCAUGGGAAGUUAAUUCAGGGACAACACGAUCGAAUCAGUCCACAACCAAAUCAGCUCACGACUCAUUAAGUGAGGCUUCAAUUUCUGAGCUAUACCCUCGUUAGAUUCUGGUCAUAGUUAGGGGUGAUAUAUGCAUUUGUCGUCAAUGUUAUUAAUACAUGUUUUGGAACUUGUAAUUUAUUUGUGCAAAGUAUGGUUACUUAAAUAGACCAUAGAACUUAAUUGUUUCAGUCAACUAAGACAGAAACAUGAAAUAUAAAUGAAUGGUGUAUUGGUCUUAAAGUGUAUGGUUUGGUUAUUAUGCUAUCCGUGCUGCUUGGUGUUGCUUCCACAGCUACAACGAAAAGCACCUUCAAUGGAAAUAAAUAUUGCUUUUAAUGGCAAUUAAAAUGACCAUAAAAUGUUUUACUAGCAAUUAUAUAUUGGUUGGCGUGGACGUGGGUGGUGGAUCUUCGUCAUACUCUCAGAGAAGGGAAGGGAGUGUUGAUUUCAUCUCUGAGCUUGGUCCUAAUUCAGGGGUGCAGCUUCAGCUGGUUGCAAGUGUUCCGCAAGGUCUCAAAUCUAUGCUCCAAGCAGAUGCUCAUGGAACUAGUUUCCUAAGACUGUAAUUCUGUUUUUUCUUUUCUUGUUUUUCCUCCACUUACCAAAAAAAGUUGUUUGGUUGGCGUAUGCAGUGUUACAAUGGCUAGUAAAAAUAAUUUGGUUAAAUUAUUCUUUUAGUCUGCAUAAAUUUUAUCUUUUAGUUUCAUCUUGUUCUUUGUUGUUAAGAAUAACUUGAAAUUACACGAC